ACUCUCAGAGCGACUACUACCAUGAACUCUGAUCCUGCUCACGAUAAUGCAAGGGCUCUCAGGCUUCAAAAGCUUUUUAACUCCAUCAUACACGGAAAGACGCGUCUUUCCCCUCAGAACAGUAACCUCUUCAUCGAGGCCAUUUCUCUUCAAGAAGAUGCAGUGUCUUGCAUCGAUAAGGUCAUCACCAGUGCCAACGGUCUUGCUAGCGUUCAAAACGCUAUGCGAUUUGACCUUACGCCCAAGUUCUUGAAUGGCUCUGCCACGUCCCUUCUGCAGUACCUUUCUGCUCCCGAUCUCUCUGGGAUCGGCGGCGGCGUUCCACUGGUCAAGGUCGUUAAGGCGAUCGUCGAGCCCCCAAUUUUCUGGUCCGCAUUCCAUCGUGCGUUCCAAGCUAGUGAGCUGGACGAGAGGGCGCAACGCUGUUUUGCGUGGCUUCUCCUCCAGCUAAUUCAGCUGCCGGGAGAACAGGCGGAUCCUUAUCGAGACCUUAUAGCGAAUACUACUAUUUCGGAGACCCUUCUCUCAACGACAUCUCACGAGACGAGGGCCUUGGCGUACGAAAUCAAAAACAUUAUCGCGACUCGUAGUGCUGGGGUUAUACCCACGCAUUUCGGGCCAGGUGGUCGACACGACAACGAUUUUGUCGAUUAUCAUGAUAUCGCCAUCUUGCCUACGGGAGAUGAGAUCCUCAGCGAGAAGCCCGCAUUUCUUCGUACAAGUAAUGCUGUAGACGAGAUCGAUGCUGAUCUUCGCCUGGCGACGCACCUGUGGGUCGAGAGGACAUGUUGUAUGAGAUGCGGGAUGACCUUCACCUCGCUUUCGGAAAGAAAUCAGGGAAGUACAGAGGAGUAUCGUUCAAGGGCCUGUCCCUCCUCAGUAUUCACAACGAGUCUGGGGGGAAGAAGUGUCGAUGGGGUCUUGUCUUCCGUUGCGCUCAUGAUUUGUGGCAGUUGAAGAAGGUGAAGGAUAAAGAACGCAAGAAGUUCUUAGGCGAUCAUCGCAACAUUUUCAAGCACCAAUCCUUUACAUGUCUUCUCAUCGACGGCCAAAUUACUGCUUUCAUGACAGUGUAUCGUGACGAGGAUCGCCUAUCAAAGAAACCUCCGGAAAUUGUCCUGCAGCUCGAAGGCCAGAAAGACGUUACUGCGACCAUGUUGAAAUUGGCCAUGGCGAGGCCAGAUAACAUCAGUCUUUACCAGAUUGAUACUGCCAUAUUUGCAUAUGAACCCAUCCUAGCCGCGUUGCAGGCGACCC
Molecule: messenger RNA, 1257 nt
Organism: Somion occarium
Lineage: Eukaryota; Fungi; Basidiomycota; Agaricomycetes; Polyporales; Cerrenaceae
Source: the annotation of a GenBank genome assembly